Molecule: messenger RNA, 13487 nt
Organism: Scomber japonicus (chub mackerel)
Lineage: Eukaryota; Metazoa; Chordata; Actinopteri; Scombriformes; Scombridae
Product: KICSTOR complex protein SZT2-like
Exons: 69
Coding region: 14-10471 (3485 amino acids)
Cellular component (GO): peroxisome
Source: RefSeq, a predicted model, not a curated record
GCAGGGAGUAUCCAUGGUGUCAGCUGAUAUGGGACUGGUCAGCAUGGUACGACAGGGCAUCUUGGCUCUUCAGUUGCUGCCACCAAACUCCAGUGCUGGUAUUAUUAUAAUCACAGAUGGAGUGACGAGUGUUCCUGAUGUAGCAGUGUGUGAAACCUUGCUGAACCAGCUCAGGAGUGGAACCAUUGCCUGCUCCUUUGUGCAGGUGGGUGGAGCUUACUCCUAUGACUGCAGCUUUGGUUACAUCCCCAACGUGGAGCUCAUGAAGUUCAUCUCACUAGCCACCUUUGGCUCAUAUCUGCCCAGCUGUCCUGAACUGGACUUGGACAGCCAAGAGAUGAAUGCCUACCACAAGGCCUUCUUAACCUACUCCUUCCUCAAGACCCCCGAGUCCAUGAACUCAGAGUACUUCUGUGUUUCCCAGCACAAGCUGUUCAAUGAGCACCUGGUGUCAGCCAGUGGUAACCCAGCCCUGGUCAUGAGGAGGAAGAAACACACAGAGAAGGAAGUCCACGCUCAUUUAAUCAGCGUGGUGUCUGUACGACUGAGAGAGGGCUACACCAUCAGAGAGAUCAGCCUCACCAAAGGUGGGACUCAGCUGGAGGUGAAGCUGGUGUUGCUAUGGAAACACAACAUGCAUAUCGAGUACCUUGCAGCAGCUUCCUGGCCGCUGGACCUGGCCAAACGAACCACCAGGGUGGAGGUGACCAUGGAGGGAAGCUACGACAUCCUGCACGACAUCAGCUGCACCCAGAGGAAACCCAUCACCAGCCCGUACCGCACCUCCGUCAUCCGCCGCUUCUGGAACACACUACAGAGUAUCAACCAGACUGAUCAGAUGUUGGUGCACCUCCAGUCGUUCAAUUCAAUUCCUGAGAACUACAUGAUUCCUGAGAGCACCAAAAAUGGAGUUCCUCUGUUCUACAUCCCUCCUGGCUCUACUACACCGGUUCUGUCCUUGCAGCACAGCGGAUCCAAAGACUCUUCUCAGUCCCAGUUCGCCUCCUACUGGAAGCCCAUCCUCUCAAUGGACGCCAACUUCUGGCAGAGAUGGCUGCACAUGCACCGCAUCGCCAUCAUCCUGGAGCAUGACAUGCCUGUGCCAAAACAUCUGCACACAGCUGGAAACAAUGGACGCUACAGCACCAUCCAGUGUCGCAUCUCACACUCUGCUCUCACAUCUCUGCUGAGGGACUGGAGCAGCUUCGUGCUAGUGGAGGGUUACUCCUAUGUAAAACUCAUAUACAGUUCUUCUGACCAGCCACCCACAUCCUUCUACCUGGUCCGUCUCAUCUCAAAGACGCCCUGCAUGGUGCUGCGUCUGGGUUUCCCCAUUGGAACACCAGCCCAUGUUAGAAACAAGAUUGUGGAUGAGCUAAGAGAACAGAUCCUCAAACUUCGCUUCCCUCACCGCGUUCAAAACAAAGAGGCCACCCCCAAGACCAAGAGGAAGGUUGUUGGACAUCCAUCACCAUCCAAAUCUCCCUCCAUCCCUGCUCCCAAACCUGCUCUGUCUGACAGACCCUGUGUGGUGGUGCUCAACAAGCCUCUGGAGAAGCUGCUCAUAAGGUAUGAGAAGCUGCCGCUGGACUUCAGGACUCCCUUCAUCUUCAACAUGGAGAACUUUCCGCAGCCUUCCAACAGCGCGGUGCCCCUCAGCAUGGCAGCCAAUCGCACCGCCUCAUCCACCCUGGCCUCCCUGUCCCGUUACUUCCUGCACCAGCGCUGGGUGUGGGCCGUGCAGAGCAGCCAAGGCCCUGCUGUGGCCAUGCAGGCUGUGGCUCACAUCCUGUCCAUGCUGUCUGAGAUCCGCAUAUCAGAGGGCUUUCACUUUGCCGCUAGUGGAGAGGGCAUCGUCAACAUGGUGAUAGAGCUGCCCAUGAAGGGCAUCUCGGCCGACACAGACAGAGAGAGUCACUCUUGCAUCGUUCAGUACAUCCUGUUCCCUCCUCACUCCACCUCCACUAAAGACAGCUUCUCCACCGACGAUGACAACGACACAGAGGUGGAGGCUGUGGACAUGGACACAGAGCUCAACCUUGUGACGGAGUGCUGGGUGGAACCACAAAGCGGCACGGUGAUGAACUGCAUGGACCAGCACCGCCACUUCCAGGGCCUCAAGUACCAGGAGAUCCCUCAAGCUAUCUUCCCCAGAGAUUUGACCUGUAUGUCCACUAUGAUGACCUUUGAGUAUCUGAGCCAGCUGUGUCAGAAUAAGGAUCAGGUCUGUGCUCUGCCAGCUGGACUCAAAGAUGUCAGAGGAGAAGCCUUGUCUUCUGAGGACAGCAUUCAUAUGGUUCCCUUCCAGUUUGAUCUCAUCCAGCUGCUCCCAAAAUGCCAGCAGGUUGAACUCUUCUUCCUCACAUUCAAUACAGCGAUGGAGAAUGAGGAACAGCUCCACAGCUCCCCCUGUCUGCCCAAUGAGCUGCUGCUCAGCCUCUUCCACAGCAACCUAGAGCACGAGCUCAAUGACAGAGAGAUCCCAUUGGCUGACAGCGACCACAUCGCAUUCAUGCACCACAUCUUACAGCGAGAUCGGGAGGGCCACAUCGCUCCUUUCUCCUUACCUGUUAUUAAAGAGGAGUGUGUGAAGCCUCCAGACAGACAGGACACUAUGACAUCAUUCCACACCACUGGCAGCAGUAAAGAGGUGAUGGGAUCCACCAGCACUUUACAGAGUUUCAGUAAUGCAGACCUUGUGGAUGAAGAGCCUUUGCUGGGGGAGAGGAGUUGCUCUUUGCCACAGUGGAGGUGUUAUGCCAGAUACAUCAGUUCCCAGCAGAUCCUCCUCACCUUCCUCCCUGCUACCUUUACAGAUGUUAUGAUGUUGAUGGCCUCAGGGUUGGAAGCAGAGCCUCAAAGUAACGUCAGCACACAGGAGGAUGAUACUCUGACUCCUAGCAACAAGUCACAAGCUGACUCCCUGUCCGGCUCCACCAGCGGACUGGAGAGGUCUGAGUCAGGCCACAGUCUGGCUAAUAAGAUGCAAAGGAGCUCUAGCAGUGGACACUUCACUGCCAGGUCCCCUUUGCUCUCACCAAGGGCUGAGGGUCAGACUGGGCCUGCUGACUCUCUGACUCCAGACCAGGACAGCUGGGAUAGCAGGGUGUCUGAGACAGAAACCGGGACACCAGGCUCAGACCUGGGUGAGAAAGAGGGAGUCCAGUUCUCUGAACCACACAAGGCCGAUUUCCACCUCAGCUUCAGCAGGCAGGUCUCCCAGCAGAGCACCAGUGACAGCAGCCAGUUUAAGUGUCCAGUCUACGUCUACAACUGCUCCCUGGAGCACCUGAAGGAGCAACUGGUACACCCCAGCUCUAGCCGCCAACCCAGGGACGUCUUCUUCAGGUCACUUUCUCAGGAGCGCAGCAGUCCCUCCCCUUGGACCGACCUGCUGGCUCAGCCUCACAAACACAAGGAUCUGGCUAACUACUGCAGCCUGCUGCAGGAGCAUUACCACCAGAGCUAUGUCAAAGGUGUGUACCGGAGCCUGCAGCAGUCCUACAACAUCAGCUCCCAAGAUGUCCUGAUGGCCAUGGACUACUGUGAAGAAUCCCUGCAGGAGAUCGACAUCACCUCCUUCCUGCAGACCCUCUGCGGACACAUCAGGGUUUUCAGAGAGCAUGGUGAGCCUCAAGGAUGGGGAGGCAAUCCAAAAACUUCAAGGAGCCUUGCCACCUUCAUCAUCGGAGAGGCUGAGGAAGACCAACCUGAUGACAGGCCUGCCAUGGCCUCCUCGUCCAGUAUUGAUAUGGAAGAUACGAGUGAAGCCGAAUCUAGAGGGAAGUCCUCUGCUCCUACAUCCCCACUGGUCCUGGAUGAGUGCAAGACUGCUAAGAUCCCAGAAUUCCCUCUGACUCUACUCAGAACUGAGCCCAAGUGUGAAGUAUAUCCUGACGUGCACAAAAUAAUCCAGGAUAAAUUCAUGGAGAUUGUGUCUCAGUAUUUCAAAACUGUGCCCUCCAAUCCACAUUACUUCUUCUACUGCCCACCGUCAUCCAAGAGAGAAGAGGACUCAGAGGAUGGUGAGAUGGAGAGGAGACAAAGUGAGGAGCUGGUGUCAGAAGCUGAACCAGCUACUGAAGACGAACAUGUGUCAGGGUGCUGCAUCAUGACGGAGAGCGACACUGAUUUGGUGGUGGAGUAUGAGGAACAUCCAGGCACCAGGUCUCAGGGGGAAGGGGAAGACCAGUCCCUGUCAGACUCCAACACUGUCAACCAGGACCAGGACUCUUUCAGCAUCCUGGACGGAGACUCCCUGCUGGAGCAGGAGGGUCCACAGCUGGACAUGCCACCCCUCUUUGUUCAUGUCACUUGUUCUGUCAAUAUGAAAAGCUGCCACGGCUCCAUGCCCAUACAAACACUGCCUACCUGCCUUGGUGAGAUUAUUUCCUGCCUGGAGAACGCUGAGACCUUACAGGCUGUGGAUCUGAAUGAGCUCUCAGUUACAUUAGAUAUUUUUGUCCUGACAUUACCUCUGGAGAUUGAAGUCAUGGCUGAUUUCCAUCACAACAGGUACACAUCAGAGAGCAGUGUGUCUCUGAAUCGUUCACCAGGACAGCCCUCCUCUUACAGGUCUGAUGAGGAGAUGAUGGCAGUGUUGGACAGUUUGAGGGGAGGUGAUGUUGACGGGGUUUCUGGUGAACCCUUGUCCAAACUACCAAUUCCUCACAAGUUAGCAAUUCUGGCCACAAUGGACGAGAUCCGCUGGCUGCUGGAGGAUGAGAUUGUUUCUGCCCUGCGCCACUCUCGGGUCAUCAGCUCGGCCACACUGCUCAAAGUAGCAGAGCAUGUUUUGCGCUCCAGUGGUCGACCGCACUGUCACUGUGAAGAUGUCCCACUGCAGUUUGUCUUCGGGCCCGAGCAGUCUCUGGAAAAAUUCAAAGAGGAGUUCCGCAGGAUGGCGUUCUCAGGCUACGUGCUGAACGGAGAACAGGACGGUUUCUACUACAUGUCUUUGAGCAGACUGCACCCUCAGAGGAUCCACGCUACGGAGAGGCUGUCAGAGAGCACCGCCGCACACCCCCAACCACACAUCAACCCUUGCAGCGAUGGAGUGCAGGUGGAGGAAGCUGUGCUGGAGAGUGAAGCAGAGACUCAGCCCACAAAGGCAGAGGGAGAGCUGCAGGCUGAGGAGAUGUCCAUCAGUGUUGUCGCUGACACCCCCACUGAUGCGCCCGCAGAGCUCAGCGAGCCAAUCAGAGCCAUGAAGCCUGAGGCAGAAGACAGCGGCUCCCAGAGCUCAGUCAGCAUGGUGGGAGUAACAACACAACCCAGUACUCCUCAGCUCCACACAGAGCGCAGCACAGAACCUAGUUCACCCCCCAAAACCCCGUCCAGCGUCAGCCUGGCUGAGUCCAUGCAGUCAGCCAGUCACAGCUGUAGCAAGCUCAGGCCCAGUCGAGUACAGAGUGUCGUCUCUAGCCAAGGCAGCCUGGACUCAGACAUGCAGGGUUAUGAUGGUGGCAGCAGUGACUCUGAGUGUGAAAGCCCCACCAUGGAUGAGCAGGAGUGUCAGUCCCCACUGAUGCCAGACUUCUGGUUGAUUAUUAAGAUCCACCAGGACAGAGUGAAGGUCUACUCCCAUUCUAGGAGUUUCACAGAAGGAAAAGAGGUGAGUGCUGAGGAGUUGGAAAAGAAGGAAGAAGAGCAAGAGCUGCCUGAAUACAUACAACUACAUCAGAUGGUUGUCAGGAAGAUCGGGGAAAUCUGCAGAAUUGUCAAUCAGCGUAUGCUGCUGCAGGACCUGCAUGACAGCCAUGUGUGUAACUCUCUGCUGGUGGCUGAGAGCGAGGAAGACAUCUGGAAGAACGAGUCUCUGUACAGGCAGAAGCUCAAUACCUCCGAUGAUUAUAACACAGAGGAGAGCUACCAGGCCAGAGACUACCUGGCAGCCACCAUGCAGUUCAUCCCAGGACAUUUUGCCUGUGAUGUGGUGUGGAGCACAAUCAUCCACAUUCACCCACGCCUCAAGAUGGGACCCAACAUGGGGGUGUCCAGAGCAAUCCAGGCUCUGCGCUCUGUGCUCAACUCUUUCUGCGUGGUGAACAGGAAGAACAUGUUUGUCUACCAGGAGCGGACGACUAAAUCAGUUUUCUACCUCAGACUUUGUGAAACAUCACUGACAGGGAAAUACUCUGACAUGGAUGGAAACCUCCACGUGACUCGCUCCAUUGCACUCACCAGAAGUCAAGAGCCCCUCUCUUCUGAGGACCUCAUGGGCUCCAGGUCUUCUCUAGAGGGCUCUCGGCCCGUUGGACAAGUGGAUAAACACAUCCUGCUGCUGGUGCACGGAGUGGGAAAUGCUGGUCCAGAGAUCACGGACGAGUUGGUCAAGGUGCUGCGCAAGCGUCUGGAUGAGACCACCUUGGACAUCAUCACUGUCAUGCUCGUCAGGAACUGUAAGCUGACACCGGCUGAUGUGGAGUUCAUCCAGCCAUCAGGCACUCAAGCCACCGAGGUGAUGAACUUCAGCCUUCCUCGCUACUGUUUUCCCUGGCUGCCUGCUGUGGCUCACUACCUCAGGCAGAACCUCCUCAUCUUCCUCCAUGUGCCCAAGUACACUGACAGUAACACAGCACACCACUUCAAGCACUACUUUCAUUUGAGCAGUGACUUGGCUGAUGGUGAUAUCUACCUCUACAAUAAACCUGGAGGCCAAGGGACGGGAGGCAAAGGUAUCGCCUGCAUCGCCCUUUCAUUCAUGGAUGCCAGCGGUCGGCCCCUUCCGGUCCCAGCCCAGGAUUACACCACACUGCCCAGAUCAGAGAGCUCCGCCGUCGCCCUUCAUCCAGACCAUUUUGAUGAGCUGACCACUGUAGUUAAAGUGGACUCCUUCAAUGCCAGCUCAAAUACAGAGCCACAGCUGUAUGUGCGGUUUGACAUCUGGGAGCAAGGCAACGUCAGCCCCUUACAACUGAGUGAUAAUCUGCAGGGGGCGCUCCGCCAUGCGCUCUGUGACGUUGUCAUGGAGCUCAGAGUGUUACCCAAUCCCCUUUGUCUAGGAGUAACCCACACAACCAAAUCUCAGAAAGAAGAAGCUAAAGGUCUGCUGAUUCCUUUACCUGAAGUGAAAGAGGUGAAGGAUAGUCCUAGGCAGCGCAGUGGCUCACGGGUGUUUAAAUCCAGCCCUUCACCCAUCACCUUAACCCAGUCUGCAGGAAGCACCCCUAUGGCAGGGACCAGCACACCUGAGUCCACCACACCCACUGGAAGGAGCACCCGCCGGAGUUUCUGGGACAUACUGAGUAAGCCAGACUCCUCAGAGCUCGGGAGCCCAAAAACAACCGAUGACAUUGUACAAGAAAAAGGAGAGGAGGGCCGAGCGGCGCGACGAAGACACAAGACAGAGAGCGUGAAGCAACAGUGGAGCCAGGAGAAAGCUAUGGCUGUGGAGCUGGAGCAGGCCCAGAGGAGGCAGGUGUCUCAGCUGGAGGAGGGAGAUACAGGCACUCUGCACCACGUCUAUCAGGUUACCUUCCAGCCGUGGAUCACAUUCAUGGCUAAACUUGGCUGCUCCUCCAUUCAGCAGUGCACAGCUGAGAUUGCUUCUCACUUCCUGCUGCCUUCCAUCUUGGCAGAGAUUGUCAACUUGGUCAGUUCUCUGGCCAGUGAUACAACAGUGAAAGCAUUUGAAAAGACAAGAUGCCCCCCAUCUGGAAAGGUCUUUGUUCCGUUCCCUCUUGCUCAGAACCUCAGCCAGCCUCCUGAUGCUACAAGGAGCUUCAUUCUCAUUGGACGGAACUUCCACCAGUGGCACUGUAGCACAGAACAAGACAGUUCAGAUGAGGAAAACACGCCAGUGCUAAAUAGGUUCACACCUCAUAAGGGCUUCCAGCGCUUCGAGGCUCUGGAGCAGAGUGAUUGGGUCAGUCCCAGCCAGGCCGGGGCAGGGCUGGCUCCCCGCCAGAGGUUCCUCUUCAUCAGCAUCCUGGACAAAAAGGUGAAUCUGUACAGCUAUAACUGGUCCGUGGAUCUGGGUGCCUCUCUGAACCGCGAGCUGGUCCGCCUUGUUAAGUGGCAGAAUGCGAGGGCUCACGUCGUCCACUGCCUGCUCAGCCAGAAGAUGGGCCUCUUCCAUCACCACUGCUUCUCUGAUGCACCCAUCCACGAAAUGGACUCCAAGCAGGACCCCAACCCGUUCCUCAGCCCCUCCAUGGAGCCUGACGCUCUGCUUCGUAGCGCAGUCCCUCCUCUGCCCAGUAAAGAGCAGGGGAGGCUGGGCAGCUCCGUCCGAAGCCUGGCUCCACUCCACUUCCCCUCUGAACUGCUGCCUUUUGACGAGGCUCUGAGGGACGUCUGCACCAUCCGACCCCUGAUGGAGGGGGAUGUGGUGGCCCGGCAUGGAGGCCAGCUCUUGGAGAUCAAAGCAGCUGAGCGGAGAGAACUGGAGAAACAGAUGAAGAUAGAGAACUUGUUUGUGACGUGGCAGCAGAGGUCUGCACAGUCCAACAUGCCCAUCUCACUGGCAGAUUUGGAGACCCUGAAGCAUUCGUCCAGGCUGGUCCACUACUGUGCCACCCCGCUCCUAUUUGACCCCGUCUUCCGCAAGCAGAUCCAAGAGGAGCUGAUAGUCCAGCCUCCAGUGAAGAAACGGCAUCGCUCCAGCGACUCCACAGCAUCGGGUCGGGACCGGAGCUACAGCACAGACUCUGCUGACAUGCUGCCCAGCCGGCUGAAGGAGGAACCCUGGCUGCUGGAGAUUUCUAGCACUUUCCUCCAGCAGUAUGUGCAGUACCUGCAGAGCAUGGGCUUCAUUCUGGUCCAGGUCCGGCCUCAGUCCCCGGCUCGCAGCACUGCCCGAGCUCGUGCUGCCAUGCUGAGCUCCAUGUCAUCUGAAGGGAGAAUGUCUUUUUCUUAUGUGAAGCAGAAGAGCGAGGACAGCCCUAAGACUACAGCAUCUGGCACCACAGCGUAUCACCUGCAGAGGGCGCUGCCAGGAGGCAUCGUGUUGAUGGAACUGGCUUUUCAGGGGUGUUACUUCUGUGUGAAGCAGUACGCACUGGAGUGUUCCCGCAUCCCCAUGGGCCAGACCGUCAACUCCCAGGGCAGCCUCCUCACCAAACCUCGUUGCAAGCCGUUUCCAGAUGCCACCCAAGUAUCUGACUGUGCGCUCUCCAUGCUCUUCACUGAAGAAUGUGAUAAGGUGAGGGACCUGAUGCACGUUCACUCCUUCAGCUACGACUUCCACCUAAGAGUGGUUCAUCAGUACUUGGUGGGCUGCCACAUGACGCUGCGACAGGGCUACCAGCUCACCGACUUCCUGGACGACUUCAUCUCUCAUCAUCCAGAUAUUCCCAAGUUUGGUCGUAACCACGUCUUCCAAGGGAGCUUCUUCAUCUCCACGGGGAUGAUCACUGCUCACCAGCUCUACAAUUACAUCACUGAUCACGCCAGCACUUACGGCAUGAAGCCCCUCCGCAUGUCUAAGGCUGCAGCCUCCACCGACAACAAGAAAGGAGCGUCUGACCUGCAUGAGUAUGCACUGGUGGCUCUGUGGAACAGUUCGGGCUCCUACAAGGAUCUGGAGGGCCUGCACCACCAUGAUGACUUUGAUGUGUCCCUGGUGGUUUGCCAUAAUGCCGCUCCAUUUGAGGAGCAGUCAGAUGGGGAGAGGCAUCUGCUGAGGUUACGUUUCUAUGUGAUCAUGACCAGUCAGAGAGAGCUCUUCCCCCGCCUCACUGCCGACAUGCGCCGUUUCAAGAAGCUUCCUCAGAUCCACCGCGACCCAGCCGAGCCGGGCGGCCGCCCCCCCGCAGAUCGAGCAGAGGCUGGUGGGUCGCGCGGGGCAGAGCAGGAUCUCUGGGAGGAAACGCCAUCCGAAGCCGCGGCUACCUCCACCCCAAGCGACGGGAACGAGUUUUACCCUCUGGUGGGGAUGACGGGGGGCGGAGCAGAGGGUCACGGGCUGCUCUAUCCCUCCCCUCUCUUUCCCCUGCUCAACAACGAGGUGGCGAUAGCCCGCAGACAGAUCCAGGUGAGCGUGGAGCAGGCCAUGGGUCACUGCCGCAGAGAUAACCUGUGGAGGAGGCUGUUCCACGGAGAACACCUGGACAAGCUGAAGCUCACCAAGCUGUCCUUCAGUGAGCUGGAGGAGCUGCUGGAGGCUGUGCAGAGCCGCUCAGUGGGUGAGAUAGACCCACAACUGGACUGUUUCCUCACCAUGAGUCCAGCUUGGUACCAGAGUCUGAUCAAAGUCCUGCUGAACCGCUUCCCUCAGAGCUGCAGACACUUCGACGACAACGGCAUCCAGUAUCUGGCUGUUUUAAACCAGAAGUUCACAGACUGCUUCGUGUUGGUCUUUCUGGAUACCCAAGCUGGAAAAACAAGCCUAAAAGUAGUGUUUCGGGAGCCGCUGCCAUCACAGCCCCAGGCCAGCAGCAGCCCCCCUCCUCAGCUGGUAUCCAUGUACCAUCACCUAGAGUCUGUCAUCAACACAGCCUGCUAUAACCUCUGGACUGGACUGUUAUAGAGCUGAGUACCGACCUCCAGCUCGUGUCCAUGUGAUUAUUCAGCUUCCCCUGAGGCUACACCACUGACCACUGACUGAGAACAGUGAGAUUAUUUAUGCAAUUCUCUGAACCCAGGACACACAUGGACCCUGAUCUGGAACAACCUGAGACACAUCUGUCUAUUGAAGGAAAACUAAAAAAACAGACUUGAAACCAAACUUGAACAGACAAAGUUGACAUGACUGAACAGUCUCAGAGGAAAUGUUACCCAAUGCACUUUCAAAAUUUCAAAAAUCAUCAUGUAAAUCAUCACUUGCUGAUGCUCCCAGUUUUUUAAAGGAUGGUGUAGAGCUGUUGAAUAGCUUUGAACAGGUUCACUCUCAUUGGUGGGUUUACUUAAGCAUUAUCUCUAUUUUGAAAUAAUGCAGUUUUUAUAAGGCACGCAGAAAUGAGUAAAAAUCCCUUUAGAGAGGUUUGCUAAUGUUAGCGUCUUUAGCUACAGAACAGCUAUAACAUGCACAUUUAAAAUGUAGCACAGAUGCAUUUAAAGUCAAUGGAAAGACAUGAGUAGGUGUAAAGCAUGGAUGUAUAAUAGAGAUACAGUGGAUACAGUGUUACAGUCAGUAAAGGUUAUUUGAUGCAGCACAUUUCACUAAGUGCUCCACAACAGUCAUCAUCAGUCUAACAGUUAUAUGAGAUGACUUUACAUUGGCACAUACAAAGCAAAUAAUACAGGACCUAAUACAGAACCCUGAGGCACACCACAAACACAGAGUAGGAGUUUCAGACAUGUAGGGAACAAAUGAUCCAGAAAGUCUGAGAGAUGAGAGGAGAACCAGUCCAGAACAUUCCCAGACACACCCACCUACUGCCACAGCCAAUCAGGAUGCUCAAACAUCAACUUUCUCUACAUGUUUUAGAUAAAAGGCAGGUUAGAUAAAGGCAUGAACACAUUAACACAUUCAUGUCCCUAAUAUGCAGCUCUUAAAAGAGAAAAUACAAUCAAUAUUUAAAGCAGGGUGUAAGGUAUGACCCUCAUGUCUGUGGGACCAGACACGUUUCAUCAAAUGCUACGAGAAAUGUCACAUACCUGAAUAUUCAAAUACCAGCCAUAAUAACUGUGUCCAACCUAAUGAUUUAGGAUGUUUAAAAAAAAUCACUAUUAUAACUAAGUACCUACUAUAACCAGGAGCUGGGUCAAUUAAAAUACAGUCAGAUGCUAAGGCUAAGAAAUCCACUAAAAUGAGCAGUACCACACCACCAAGUCCUGGUCUCUACUGUGGGAAUGGAACAUGAGAUUAAAGAAGUCCCACAAUACUUUAGGAAAUUCAAAAUAUGGUUGAAACCAGAUUUGUUCAUCUUGGACUGUGUCAUAUGUUCUCACAUGGACUAUUACUGAGCGGGUCAGAGCCAGGGUCACCUGUGUAUAUAUAUGACAUAUUCUUGGACCGGGCCAACACAACAGACACAAACUAUCAAUCAACUUUUCUUUUCCACCUUAUUUUAUCCUCCAGCUAAUGUGUUGCUUUAAUCCACAUUACAGUUCUCACUUCCAGCCAGGUUGUUGAAAUGUUUGGAAACGGGUUGAUGAUAGCGAGCUGACUAGACUAGCCGCUACAGCUAGGCCACACUACUCAUGAUAAUCCCUGUAGUCUUUUUUUAAAAGUUGUGUAACAAACUGCAGCAGCCUUUUUUUUAUGUGAAGCUCCAUUUCUUCCCAAAUUGCUGUGUACAGUUUCUCUGCCCUGUUUUAGAUUCCUUCAGUGUUCAUCGUUCAGGACGCCAAAUUAUCAGCAGAGGAGGUCACUGCUAACAACAGUUUUUGAAAUGAAAUCCUUUGUCCAGUUAAAAGAUGGGGUUAAAAACAACAAAGAUCUAUAAAGUGUAUAGUAGACGUUGGGCUUAAAAUGGAUAAAAAGUGACUUUGUGACAGAGCUUCAGGCAGGCACAGACAAAAUGAAAAAAGAAUGAUACUGAAUGAUUUGUCUCUGAGGUUUGAUCAUGAGCAUGAAGCUCCCCAGCUGAUGGAUCAUAUAUAUCUAAUCACCUGAUGGACAAACACUGACUCACUGAUGCUAAGUCUUCACAUUAAAAUGCAACACAAGUCAUAAGCAGCCAAUAUUUAACACUUCAGGCUUUUACAUAACACAAUUGCACAAGUUUCCUACUCCACAGCUUGAUAAAUAGGUCUGCUUAUCUUGGAUCUUUGUGCCUUCUGCCAGUUAUUCAUACCACAUCAGUGUUUUCAGUGAGUGUGACAGCUCAGAUGUCAUUCUGCAGAGUGGGAAGGCUUUUAUGUUAGAUUGUCAAAAGUGUCAAACCUGCUACCCACUUGAACCCCACUGCCAUAUCUGGUGCCCUCAAGUGCCUUUUCUGGGUUUGUUUUUCCCCUUUUUUUGUUUUUUGUUUUUUUUGGGAGGUUUUGUUUAAGUCUUGAGUCUGUGCAGUGAUACUGUAUGUGUUGUCGUUGUUGUUGUUUCAUCGCCUCUGUCUGCACAGAUCUUUGGAAACACUCACUCCUGAUGUUAUGCAGUGAAAGUGCCUGAGUCAGUUUGGGGAAAUGUAACAAAAAUUGCCUUUCAUAAGCAGGAAAAUGGGUCAUAUUAACUUUGAUGAUUUGCAUAAUGGCUUGCCACAUGUCAUCAGCGACAAGUGUUUCCAAAGCAUGUUGAGGAUGAUGAGUUUGGCUUGUGUUGUGUUCUGAAACAGCGCGGCUUGUAAUCACAGCUCAUUUUAUAUGAGAGCAUAAAAGGCGGCCUCAUACAGGAGUGAAACAAACAUGAAAUACUUUCAUUAAUGACACGAUCAGCCUUAGAUUUCUACAUGUUCUCACUGAAAGGAAACCAAAAAAAUCGUGAAUGUGGAGCUUCUCUGUGGAUGUCAGAGUGAAGAAAUGUGGAGCAGAGCAGAGCAGAGCAGAGCAGGGUGUGAGUGCUCUGACACUUCAGCCUGAAUGUGAAACACUGGAUAUUCAUUGUGCUAAAUGUGAAGUGUAUGAAGUUAGCUUUUUAGCAUUUUGACACUGUAAUAUAAACU